AUGAGUGACCAGGACAACGAUAAAGCCGGAUCGGGGAGUGCGAGUGGUGAAGACUAUACAGAUGAUGAAGAAGAAGGAGAAGAGGGUUAUAAACCCGGUGGAUAUCAUCCCGUGAAAGUAGGAGAAGCAUACAAUCAAAGAUACGUUAUUAUAAAAAAAUUAGGAUGGGGUCACUUUUCCACAGUUUGGAUGGUCAAGGACCGUCGUGUGGAGGAAAUGAAAAAGACAAAUCACUUUUACGCUCUCAAGGUUCAAAAAUCCGCGGAGCACUACACUGAGGCUGCUAUGGACGAGGUAGAGCUACUGGACUGCAUAGCCACGGAACGCAAGCGCGUUGAAGCCUCGCUACUAGCUGAUAAGGAUGCUGAGUCGGCCGAAUUCGUGGAACAUUCUCGGUACGUGGCGACACUGCACGAUUCAUUUUUUCACACUGGACCGAACGGUCGGCACAUGUGCAUGGUGUUUUCAAUGCUCGGGUGUAAUCUCCUUAGUGUCAUCAAAGCGUACAAUUACCGUGGAAUUCCUUUGCCGGUCGUGAAAAAUAUGAUUCGCGGCGUUUGCAUGGGACUGGAUUUUUUGCACAGAAGGUGCAAGAUUAUCCACACCGAUCUCAAGCCGGAAAACGUGCUCCUGCAAUUUCCGCAUCAAAUGGAUACCGAAGAAGAGUUGGCCUAUCAGAUGGCGGCCAUGUCAAUUGAAGAUAAUGGUGAUAGAGAUCGGAAUACGAUAAGUCAAAGUAUUCAUGAGAUGGAAAAGGCCAUCAACAAUCCCAAAACCCCAAACGAAGAAAAGAAGCGACUCAGGAAACGACUCAAGAAGAAACGACAAAAGGAACCUAUCACAAGUGUGGAGGACUCAGCGGAAACGCGAACAUCGAGGUCGACGUUCUCGGAAUUGGAUUCCGCUGGCUUCAAGGAAGGUGGGAAGAAAGCAUCGGGGGACACUUCGACCGCACCGUCUUCACGAGAUACUUCAGCCAGCUCGGCGGCAAGACCUCACAAUCAGCAGCCAGAUUUGAAAGACAAGAAUAUGCUAGUGCGAUGCCGAACAGUAAUUGUCGAUCUCGGGAAUGCUUGCUGGACGCAUCGUCAUUUUAGCGAAGAUAUUCAAACUAGACAGUACCGAUCGCCCGAGGUAUUAAUCGGAAGCAAUUAUAAUACUUCCGCCGACAUGUGGUCUCUUGGCUGUAUGAUGUUUGAGCUUUUGACUGGGGACCUUUUGUUCGAUCCAAGAGCUGGCGAGGAUUACGAUCGAGACGAAGAUCACCUUGCCAUGUUUCAGGAGUUGCUAGGGAAGAUGCCUAAAAGAAUGGCUCUUGACGGCAAAUACUCAAAGAAUUUUUUUGAUAGGAAGGGGAAUUUGAAACGGAUCAAACAGCUCAAAUUCUGGCCGAUACAGGACGUUUUGCAAGAAAAAUAUCAUUUUUCCCAAGAAGACGCUAAGGGUAUUGCCGAGUUUAUAGGGCCUCUCCUGGACUUUGAUCCGAAGACUAGGGUUACCGCGCGCGAGGCACUGAAAAGCGAUUGGCUGAAGAGUUAA
Phaeodactylum tricornutum CCAP 1055/1 is the source of this 1539-nucleotide messenger RNA. RefSeq lists its product with no specific name. Lineage: Eukaryota; Bacillariophyta; Bacillariophyceae; Surirellales; Neidiaceae. Bases 1 to 1539 code for a protein of 512 amino acids. The record is from RefSeq and is a predicted model, not a curated record. Gene Ontology annotation, biological process: protein phosphorylation; spliceosomal complex assembly; regulation of mRNA processing. Gene Ontology annotation, molecular function: protein kinase activity; ATP binding. The transcript is spliced from 3 exons.